This is a messenger RNA of Spinacia oleracea (spinach), 1203 nucleotides long. RefSeq lists its product as uncharacterized. The record is from RefSeq and is a predicted model, not a curated record. Bases 1 to 1203 code for a protein of 400 amino acids. The transcript has 4 exons. Lineage: Eukaryota; Viridiplantae; Streptophyta; Magnoliopsida; Caryophyllales; Amaranthaceae.
AUGGAUGUACCAUUAUCACAAGAACUCCCUGAAUUGAUCUCUUUUAGAGAUGAGAAUGGAGUAAUGGUAAGAGAAAGCUUAGACUAUGAAUGGAGGCCUACUAUGUACACUAAAUGCAAGAUGAUUGGGCAUGUGCAUACUGCCUAUAGACAAGGUAAACUUAAGAAGGUUUGGGUUAAAAAGUUAACCAAACAGAUUCAGCCUCCAGUUACUGAGUAUGUCACAAGUCCAGUUUUGGAUCCAGAGGGUUUUCGGUCUCUAAGGCCAGUCAGGGUUAGAGCUUCACCAGGAGCUCCAGUUAGGACAUCUAAUGUCUUCCAGAUAUUAGAAACUACUCUGACUGGAGAUGCAGGUUUGGAGGUUGAGAAAGGCAAUGGUAAGCUUUACCAAAAAUUCUUUGCGAAUUGGUCUUUUACAAGUAAUUCUAGUUAUCAUGCUGGUGGUAGAAUUGUUGUAGUUUGGAAGGCUGGAUGCUUUAAUGUCAAUAUUGUAGCUGCUUCUGGUCAGUUUUUGCAUUGCCAUGUUACUCCUGUAAGUGGUAUGCUUAGCUUCUAUUGCACUUUCUUUUAUGCUUAUAAUGAUCCUAUUAUGAGACAAGAGUUAUGGAGAGAUUUGAGACUACUUAAUACUCAUGAUCCCUGGUUAUUGUGUGAAGAUUUUAACUGUGUAAUGGCUGUAGAGGAAAGGAUUGGAGCUCCUGUGAGACAGUGUGACAUUGUAGAUAUUAGUAGUUGUAUGCAUACUUGUGGUAUGGAAGACAUUAAGUGUGUUGGUAAUUUCUAUACAUGGAACAAUAAACAUCAAGGUAGUAAAAGAGUUUUCUCAACAAUAUAUAGAAUUUUGGCAAAUCAGGCUUGGCAAGGGUGUUACUCAACUGACGAAGUUUGCUUUAUGCUUGAAGGUCACUUUGAUCAUUCUCCUGGUUUGUUAACAGUUUAUUCUGGGAUUGUUGGGAGUAAAAUGUUUACUCUGGUUAAUAAAUUGAAGAAGGUUAAGCUUGCACUUAAAGAGCUUAAUAAAAUUGCUGAAGAGUUAAGGGCUAUUCAGGAAUAUAGCGCAAAACAUAAAGCUUAUUUGGACUUUUUGAGUCAGAAAGCUAAAGUGGCAUGGCUUAAAGAUGGAGAUGAGAGCACUGCUCUCUUUUUCAUCAAAGCAUUAGAAGCAGGAAUGUGCAGAAUCAAAUCUACACCAUUCAUGAUAUGA